AUGGAGGCAUCCAUGCUCAGCAAAAGAGCCCCUUCAUCGGAUAUUCGACAGCUACUUGCGUCAGCGUACAUGAAGAAAAAGAAAAUCUCGCAGAUUGAUUUUGUAGAGCAGCUUAGACUUGAGCCCGAGAUCGAAGCUCGAGCAGAUAUUACUUCAAACGAAUUUCCGUUGUUGGAGCAAUUACGCAGUGAGCAACUAUCAUUGAAUAAGGAAAUAUACUGUUCGUCAAUUCGAUACCCCCAGUUUGAACUGAGGAAGCGCAGCUUUCGCACGAUUGAGAAGAAUCUCGUUGCCAUAGACGUCAAGUUAGAAACACGAAAAACGUUGCCCUCCAAGCCCAGUAUACUUGGCAUCAACAAGGACAAGAUAAUUGAUGACCAAGCGGACUCGGAGGAUGGCGACUAG
Phytophthora nicotianae INRA-310 is the source of this 405-nucleotide messenger RNA. RefSeq lists its product as hypothetical. Bases 1 to 405 code for a protein of 134 amino acids. NCBI's taxonomy places the organism in Eukaryota, Oomycota, Peronosporomycetes, Peronosporales, Peronosporaceae. The record is from RefSeq and is a predicted model, not a curated record. The transcript has 2 exons.